This is a messenger RNA of Linum tenue, 1678 nucleotides long. Lineage: Eukaryota; Viridiplantae; Streptophyta; Magnoliopsida; Malpighiales; Linaceae. The record is from the annotation of a GenBank genome assembly.
CCAAAUUCCCAAUUCAGUCUUCCCUUCUUUCCACCAUUUCUUACGCUUACUCUUUAAUGACAGAGGAGAAGGCAUGGAUGGUUAACGUAAUCUAGCCGAUACCCGUUUCCCCAUGUAAAGUCAAAUUCCGCUGGCCGAGUUACCCAUCAUCGUCCCCUCUGCUCUUUCUUAGCCCUCCCACCUUCUUGUUAUUCGUUAUUCCUUCCGUUCAUUCUGCGAGUUCUUGGGGAAAUCACAGAGAGAUAGAGAGAGAGAAAAGAUGAAGAAUGAACAGCAGGCUCGGUCUCUGUUCGGGAUUUCCCUCACCGACCUACCCAGAUGGAAGCAGUUUCUGAUUUGCUCUUCUGGGUUUUUCUUCGGCUACCUUGUCAAUGGCAUCUGCGAGGAAUAUGUGUACAACAGGCUCCAGUUUAGCUACGGAUGGUACUUCACAUUUAUCCAGAGCUCCGUGUAUGUUGUCAUGAUAUACAUCCAAGGCUUCACGCCCAAACAAAUGGUGAACCCAUGGAAGACUUAUGUGAAGCUCUCUGCUGUCCUCAUGGGCUCCCAUGGACUCACCAAGGGAUCUCUCGCCUUCCUCAAUUACCCUGCACAGAUCAUGUUCAAGUCCACCAAGGUCCUGCCAGUGAUGGUGAUGGGUGCAUUCAUACCGGGUCUGAGAAGGAAAUACCCAGCCCAUGAGUACAUAUCUGCACUGCUUUUGGUGGUGGGGCUGAUCCUCUUCACCUUGGCGGACGCCAGAACGUCUCCAAACUUCAGCGUGGUUGGCGUCGUCAUGAUCUCUGGCGCCUUGGUCAUGGAUUCCUUUCUUGGGAACUUGCAGGAAGCCAUCUUCACCAUGAAUCCUGAAACCACCCAGACUUUACUUGCAACUUUUUUUUUCUUUCCUUUUUUCAUCCAUUGUUUGCUGCAGAUGGAGAUGUUGUUCUGCUCGAGCAUAGUGGGCUUGCCUUUCUUGAUCCCUCCCAUGCUUUUGACAGGAGAACUCUUCAGAGCAUGGACCUCGUGUUCGCAGCAUCCAUACGUGUACGGAGUGUUGGUGUUUGAAGCCAUGGCAACAUUUAUUGGGCAAGUCUCAGUGCUAUCCCUCAUUGCCCUUUUCGGUGCUGCCACCACAGCCAUGGUAACAACGGCGAGGAAAGCGGUGACUUUACUGCUGUCCUACUUGAUAUUCACCAAGCCAUUAACAGAGCAACAUGGGACUGGGCUCCUCUUAAUUGCCAUGGGGAUUACUAUUAAGCUGCUGCCGGAUCAGGGUCCUAAUCCGAAUUACAAGAGGAUUUCUUCUUCUUCUUCUUCUCGGACUUCAACUGGUGGAGAAACCAGAAUUGAGAUGCAGGAAGAGAAAGAUGGCGGUGUAGAGACGAGGCCUUUGGUUUAAGACUCGAGAUGAGGGGGGGGGGGGGGGGGGGGAAAUGGAAAUUGUCUAUUUAAUAAGCGCUUUCUGAUUAUAGGGGAAAUUUCAACUGAAUACUACUUAGUUGGCUAUAAGGUUUUUUCUUUUUUAAUUUCAUUGGCAAAUGUAUCAAUCCAGUUAAUCGCUAAUUCCACCCUCUCUUAGCUUACUCCCUUAAUCGAUCAUUCCUUGCAAAUUGGAUUUAGAGUGAGAGGGAUCUGUAAUAUUACUUUAGUAGUUAUCUCAUCUUUAAUAUAAAGUUGAUCUAUUAUGAAAUUCAUG